Molecule: messenger RNA, 1016 nt
Organism: Abrus precatorius (Indian licorice)
Lineage: Eukaryota; Viridiplantae; Streptophyta; Magnoliopsida; Fabales; Fabaceae
Product: abscisic acid receptor PYL4
Exons: 1
Coding region: 183-797 (204 amino acids)
Biological process (GO): abscisic acid-activated signaling pathway
Cellular component (GO): nucleus; cytoplasm
Molecular function (GO): signaling receptor activity; protein phosphatase inhibitor activity; abscisic acid binding
Source: RefSeq, a predicted model, not a curated record
GCUUUGUACCUUUGGUCCCUCCAACUUCAGUUAAUUAACUUCCCUAAAGCUUCAAAGAGAAACCCAUUCGCUCUCUCUCGCUCUCAAAACACCAAACAUCCCAUUCACUUCCAAAACCCAAAACUCAAAGCAUUUCAUAAUAAUAAUCAUCACUUGUUUUGUUAUCAAAACUCACACAAAAAAUGCCACCAAAUCCUCCAAACUCAUCUUUCCUUCACAGACCAAACCACCACCACCACCCUCCCAUCACAACCCCCACCGUUCCCGACGUAGUCGCCCGCUAUCACACCCACGCCGUCGCCGCCAACCAGUGCUGCUCCGCCGUUGUUCAGGAAAUCGCCGCCCCCGUCUCCACCGUCUGGUCCGUUGUCCGCCGCUUCGACAACCCCCAAGCCUACAAACACUUCGUCAAGAGCUGCCACGUCAUCCUCGGCGACGGCGACGUCGGCACCCUCCGCGAAGUCCACGUCAUCUCCGGCCUUCCCGCUGCCGUCAGCACCGAACGCCUCGACGUUCUCGACGACGAGCGCCACGUCAUCAGCUUCAGCAUGGUCGGCGGUGACCACCGCCUCUCCAACUACCGCUCCGUCACCACCCUCCACCCUCGCUCCCUCACCGAUUCCGACGGCAACCACCGCUCCGCCACCGUCGUCGUCGAGUCCUACGUCGUCGACGUUCCCCCCGGUAACACUACCGACGACACUCGCGUCUUCGUCGACACCAUCCUUCGCUGUAACCUUCAAUCACUCGCCAAAUUCGCCGAGAACUUGGCCAGAACGAAACCGCAUCAACGAUAACUUCAAACUGUUCGUUUUUUUUUUUAAUGUAAUAUUAAUGCUAUAUAUACUUUUUGUUAUCAUUAUUAUUACUAUUAUCACUAGUGUGUGAGCUUGUUGGCUGAAGAGAAAGAGAAAAAAAAAGAGGAGAUUUUUCUUUCUUGGCGCAGUUAUGUGAUCAACAUCAUUUUAUUGUUUCUCUUUGUUAAGAAAGUGAACAUGAAACAAGGAUUCCUGUAA